AUGGCUUCAGAAGGAGCAUGGCCAGUGCUGGGAACGGAUGUGACCAUGAACCCCGGUGCCUCCUUGUCUACUUUCACGGCAGUGCCCUUCCCUCCACCCACUCCUGGCGCCCAGCACCGGCCACCCUGGCAGCAGCACCUGCCACGUCCCCUCACCCCAGCAUUCCCUCCUGGCAGCAGCCUGCUGCUGCCAGCUUUCCCCAGGACGCCUUUGGUGGCUAAUGGUGGCCGUGGCCCCAGUGCCCCUGGGGCUUGCAACCUCACUGUCCAAGUCAGGUCACAAGGGAGGCCAGUGGAUGCCCCCCAGACUCAGACCUUUGUCGUUACUCAGGCCCCCCUCAACUGGAGCAUUCCAGGGGCCCUCAGCAGGAGUGCUGCAUGUCCUGCACCCGAAUUCAUAGCAACCCCUGUGAUGGGGACCUUUGUGACUGCUCCAGCUGUUGGAGUUAGUCAGGCUGGCAAGGGAGGCUGGACCCCAGGCUUUCCUCCUCAAGUGCCACCACCAGCUGCCCAGCUGGCCCCUAUCAUUCGCCCAGUGAACUCUGGGCCAUGGCCACAUGGCACUUCCAGGGAGGGCCGCCUGGCCACCAACCAGUCCAACGCCUCGCAGGAUGGCUCCUCUAACACCCAGAGCGUGUACAGUAACUUCCGACGUUGGCAACACCUCAAGCCCCUGGCCCGGAGACACUUUCACCGGAGUCCUGAUGCAGAAGCUUUUUCCUGCUUUCUCAUCCCAGUGCUUCGAUCCCUGGCCCGCCUGAAGCCCAGCAUGACGCAGGAGGAGGGACUGCGGAGGGCCGUGCAGGAAUGGCGGCGCAUAAGCAACCUUGACCGGAUGAUCUACUACAAGAUGGCGGAAAAGUUCAUGGAAUUUGCGGCCGAGGAGGAGACGCACAUUCAGCAUUUGCAGUGGAUGCAGUGCGCGCAGGACCUGCCUCCUCCAGCCCCACCGAAGCUGGAUCCUCGGGGGCCCCCAGCCCCGAAACAGCGGACCCCGGAGCCCAAGGCGCCCAAGGAGAUUCCCCCUGAGGCUGUGAGGGAGUAUGUGGACAUCAUGGAGGCGCUGGUGGGGCCCGUCCACUCAGCCACUGGCGAAUCAGAUGCAGAAUGUGGAAAGGACGGAAAUGAGCUGAAGCAGGAAGAGGACAGCACCUACUUGGACCCGGGUCUCUUGAGCUACAUUGACAAGCUGUGUUCCCAGGAAGACUUUGUCACCAUGGUGGAGGCAGUCAUUCAUCCUCGAUUCCUGGAAGAAUUGCUUUCCCCAGACCCACAGCUGGAUCUCUUGGCCCUUGCUGAGGAGCUGGAGCAGGAGGAAGGACUCACCCCUGAAGAACUGGUGCAGAAACGACUCCUGGCCUUGAAAGAGGACGAGGGUGGGCCGGCAGCCCCGAGCCACAGUGCACCCGGAAUGGGCUCAAGUCCAUCUGAGUCCCACGCCGGCCAAGGUGCCCAGAGGCACGACCAAGACCGCCAUCGAGGGGUCAGUGAUGAAGCCUGGCCACCAGAGAUUGAUUGUGAGGCUCUUCAUAGGCCCAUCCGAGCAGACACUGGCCCGUUCGGGCCCAAAGUCUUUGUUCCCUCUCGAGGACGUCAGGAGGUCUCUCCAUUCCGGGCCGGACGGCCCUCCCCUCCCCAGGGUCAAAGGCGCACUGGCCCUCUACUGGGACCCAGGGAUGCGUCUGUUCUCAGAGAGGUGUCUCCUGUUCGGGAGGCCCGAGGGCCCAGGGACGCGUCCAGUGAGGACGAGGAGGAGCUCCCCAGCCUGGCCUUCCUCUUUGCCUCCCCGCAGAGCCUGCUGCCUUGCUGGCUGUCCCAGAGUCCUGCCCCUGCCUCAGGCCUGGCCUCCCCUGGAGGUUGGGGUGCCCAGAGAGCUCCCCAGGCCCCCUCCCCUCAGAGAAGAGGCCCCAGCCCAGCUCCACCAGCCGCUCCCAAGUCGAGGAAGCGGGCUCUGUGUGGGCGCCCAGCCGCUGCUGAGAAGCUGCCCAUCCCCGGGGCUGGCCACGGCGUCUCUGCGAGGCCAGCCUUGGCUCUGGGCCUGGCUCGCCCCUCACAGCCGAGAAAGAGAAAGCGUGACCCGUUUGUCACAGGGAAGAGGAGGAAGAAGAAGAGGAAGCACUGCAGCCAGCAGGGAACAGCCGGGCCGGCCCUCCAGGGCGAGCCCCCCAGGGCGGCCCCCAGGGGAGCCUAG
Messenger RNA from Balaenoptera ricei (Rice's whale), 2190 nucleotides. Its product is annotated as NUT family member 2G-like. The transcript has 7 exons. Lineage: Eukaryota; Metazoa; Chordata; Mammalia; Artiodactyla; Balaenopteridae. The record is from RefSeq and is a predicted model, not a curated record. The coding region runs from base 1 to 2190 and encodes 729 amino acids.